Molecule: messenger RNA, 1146 nt
Organism: Trichomonas vaginalis G3
Lineage: Eukaryota; Parabasalia; Trichomonadida; Trichomonadidae
Product: spectrin binding
Exons: 1
Coding region: 1-1146 (381 amino acids)
Source: RefSeq, a predicted model, not a curated record
AUGCAUUCAUGGUUAGAUGGCGUUUUGCUUCAGAGUAAACUAGAUAAACUUACAGAAUCUAGUAUCGGAGAAGACGCUAUUUACAUUUCAGAACUUGAAAUAUCAAAAAGUUUAAAUGGAAUUUAUCGAAUCGCUUCGAUAUUAUCAAAAUACAUUUCGCAAUUUCCACGAAAAAGUCCUUUGUAUGCCGCUUUCAUUAAAGAAUUAGAUUCAUUGUCUUCAGAAAAAAAUUGUUUAUCAGAUUUAUGUACUGUAAUAUUGCAAAAUCUCAUAAAAUGGAGCGAAAAUAAUCGAAUUCUAUAUGAUCUCAUUGAUCUUGGAUGCAUUUCAGAAGAGGAUGUCGUUGCAGAAUACGCAGAAACUAGUAAUGGAUCAGUGAUGAUUCUUCCGAUACUUUUGAAAUAUGAUGUGUCCCUUUAUAGACGACUAUUUUUAUCGAAUGAUCUUAGAACAUACACUUCAAAACUCAAGCAAAAUCUUGAUAAGCUUGAAAACAAUAUUGAGUAUUAUAAAAGUUGUCUUUAUUAUAGAUCGUUGCCAGGAACUCCAGAAUGGGCAAUUAUAACUGAUGAUGUUGAUUUAUUAUCAAAUUUAUUCCCUGAUCCCCCUGAUUUUCUAUCAGAAUCAUUUACACGUGAAUUAAUAUCAACAACAUAUAUAUCAUAUCUUGAUUUUGCAGCUUCAAUAGGAUCUGUGAACUGUUUUAAGUAUAUGUUACAGAUGCGAUUGAAUAACCAAGGUCCAAUCUAUUCUGGUCGUUUACUCCGGCUAUCUUACAAUGUAAUAACAGGAGGAAACUUUGAAAUUUUGAGAAUUUUCCAAAAUGAGUGUAAUUUUUCAUUUAUUUCCGAUGAAUACAUUGACAAAUCAAUCUUAACAUUCAAUAAUGAUAUUCUCCGAUGGAUUUUAGAAGAUGUCGAAAUUUCAGAUCAAAUUUUAAAUCAAGCUAUCUCAGCAUGCCUCCAAUGUAAUAACAUUGAAGCUCUUGUCAUGAUACUUAGAUGGGCAGAAGGAAAUGGCAAGGUUUUUGAUAUAAAUCAAGCACAACUGUUUAAUACAAAAACUGAAGCUCGUCUGUUCUUUAAGCAGCAGAAAUUAUAUCCUAGUGCUCAUUUAGAAUUUGGAACUGAUAUUACUACUUGGUAA